Molecule: messenger RNA, 999 nt
Organism: Cynocephalus volans (Philippine flying lemur)
Lineage: Eukaryota; Metazoa; Chordata; Mammalia; Dermoptera; Cynocephalidae
Gene: OLIG2
Product: oligodendrocyte transcription factor 2
Exons: 1
Coding region: 31-999 (322 amino acids)
Biological process (GO): neuron differentiation; oligodendrocyte cell fate specification; oligodendrocyte differentiation
Cellular component (GO): nucleus
Molecular function (GO): DNA-binding transcription factor activity, RNA polymerase II-specific; E-box binding; protein dimerization activity
Source: RefSeq, a predicted model, not a curated record
CUGCGAAAGCUGCGACUAUCCUCUGGGGCCAUGGACUCGGACGCCAGCCUGGCGUCCAGCCGCCCGUCGUCGCCAGAGCCCGAUGACCUUUUUCUCCCGGCCCGGAGCAAGGGCAGCAGCGGCAGCGGCUUCACUGGGGCCACCGUCUCCUCGUCCACGCCAAACGACUGCCCGCCGGAGCUGAGCGCGGAGCUGCGCGGCACCAUGGGAGCGGCGGGCACGCACGCCGGGGACAAGGUGGGCGGCAGUGGCUUCAAGUCAUCCUCGUCCAGCACCUCAUCGUCCACAUCGUCGGCCGCGUCGUCCACCAAGAAGGACAAGAAGCAGAUGACCGAGCCGGAGCUGCAGCAGCUGCGUCUCAAGAUCAACAGCCGCGAGCGCAAGCGCAUGCACGACCUCAACAUCGCCAUGGACGGCCUGCGCGAGGUCAUGCCGUACGCGCACGGCCCGUCGGUGCGCAAGCUCUCCAAGAUCGCCACGCUGCUGCUGGCGCGCAACUACAUCCUCAUGCUAACCAACUCGCUGGAGGAAAUGAAGCGACUGGUGAGCGAGAUCUACGGCGGCCACCACGCCGGCUUCCACCCGUCGGCCUGCGGCGGCCUGGCGCACUCCGCGCCCCUGCCCGCCGCCACGGCGCACCCAGCGGCCGCCGCGCACGCGGCGCACCACCCCGCGGUGCACCACCCCAUCCUGCCGCCCGCCGCCGCCGCCGCCGCCGCCGCUGCCGCCGCCGCCGCCGUGUCCAGCGCCUCUCUGCCUGGCUCCGGGCUGUCGUCGGUCGGCUCCAUCCGGCCCCCGCACGGUCUGCUUAAGUCUCCCUCGGCCGCGGCGGCCGCCCCACUGGGGGGCGGGGGCGGCGGCAGCGGGGGCAGUGGUGGCUUCCAGCAUUGGGGCGGCAUGCCCUGCCCCUGCAGCAUGUGCCAGGUGCCACCACCGCACCACCACGUGUCGGCCAUGGGCGCGGGCAGCCUGCCGCGCCUCACCUCCGACGCCAAGUGA